Messenger RNA from Gordionus sp. m RMFG-2023, 505 nucleotides. RefSeq lists its product as uncharacterized. The transcript is spliced from 3 exons. NCBI's taxonomy places the organism in Eukaryota, Metazoa, Nematomorpha, Gordioida, Chordodea, Parachordodidae. The record is from RefSeq and is a predicted model, not a curated record. Bases 28 to 375 code for a protein of 115 amino acids.
AAGAGCUAUGACAGUUCAGAAAAUUUUAUGGAAGAUGACAAGAAACCCGAUAUAGCUUCCUUACAAUCCAGUUUAGUCAACGGUUCCUUAGACCCCUUAAAAAAUGAAAUAUCGGAAAAUGAAACCAAACCUCUCCCACAAUACAUUCUCAUAAACGGCUUUCACAGAAACAACGAUUCGACCAAUGAUAACCGUAACUUAUAUCCCUUUCAGGAAAUGUCUCAGCUGAAAGAGACCAAUCAGAAGUCGAGCCUAGAUAGGCUCAGUUUGAUAGUCGAUAGAAUAUCGCCGAAGAUGGAAGACGGGUGCCAACAAAAUCAACAACUCCUUUCUCCGCCGCUAAUCGCUUCUUCCAAUUCCAUCGCAAACCAAUAAAUAAUAAUAAUAUAUUUUAUUAAUAAAUUUAUAAAAAACAUUUAUCGAAUCAUGAUUCAUGAUUAGUUUUACUAAAUUUUUAUUAAAAGUUAAAGUUAUAUAUAAUAUUAAUUAUUUUUUUAAUUUAAAU